AUGGCCGCCCUCACUGGAAAUUCAAUCAUAGGACGUAAGCCGAUGAAAUCCACCUCCAUUGCCCUCAUGAGCAUCGUCGGUGUCGUCGGGGGAACCUGGGCAAUGUCCAGACUGAGGGCGAAUAGAGGCACUACGAUGACCACAAGCGAAGAUGUGGAAACAUUCCAAGGUGGCAGCGCUCAAACCGACGUGGGAAACAAGACUGCCCGACCUCCACCUAUAUACCCGGUUCCGCGGGGUGGUUCGAUCUAA
Penicillium waksmanii is the source of this 252-nucleotide messenger RNA. RefSeq lists its product as uncharacterized. The transcript has 2 exons. NCBI's taxonomy places the organism in Eukaryota, Fungi, Ascomycota, Eurotiomycetes, Eurotiales, Aspergillaceae. The coding region runs from base 1 to 252 and encodes 83 amino acids. The record is from RefSeq and is a predicted model, not a curated record.